AUGGCUUCCAUAACGACAUCUUCGACGGACCAACGGGCUUUCUUAUACCUAGUGGGCGUAGGUGUCACGCACUCGAUAGCUCCUCCUAUGCACAACUACAUCGCGGAAGCAUUGGGUUUUGAUUGGAAAUUCAUUGCUCAGGAAUGCCACACUGUGGAAGAUGCUCUUGAGCUGUUCCGGCUACCAAAUUUUGCAGGAGGUGUUGUGACGAUGCCCUACAAGAAAACUAUUAUGGAGCACUUGGAUGCACUUGAUGAAUAUUCUGUGAAAAUUGGAGCUUGCAACAAUGUCUACAAGACUGUAGAUGGCAAGCUUCGUGGGACAAAUACCGACUGGCGAGGGAUAAAGGGUUGCUUGUUAGACUCGACAUCAGAAGGGAAGGGUAAGCCAGCCCUCAUAAUAGGCGCUGGCGGAGCAUCGCGGGCCGCAGUGUAUGCACUCUAUGACCAACUACAAUGCAAUCCUAUCUACAUUGUGAAUCGUGACGAAGAUGAAGUAAAAGCCCUGCUACACGAUACUAAAAACUACGACGGCGAUCUCUCAAUCGUGCAUCUGACAUCAAUUGAGCAAGCACGUGAGAUUAAAGAGGCACCAUUCUACAUCGUUGGCACUGUACCGGAUUUCGAGCCACGGACACCUGCAGAACUAUCUACGCGCGAUAUCCUUGAGUAUUUCCUUAAAUCGGGUCCUAAAGGUGUUCUGUUAGACAUGUGCUUCAAACCACGAAGAACCCGCAUUCUAAAAUUAGGUGAAUACCACGGUUGGAAUACUGUCGAUGGCACCAUGAUAAUCGCUCAUCAAAUCGAUGAACAAUACAGACUAUGGUGUGGUGAGGUAAAGGCCAAACAGAUACCAAUACAAGGGGCCUGGGCAGUAUUAAGAAAAGCUGCAGAUGAAAGCCCAAGUAUCAACUUUUGA
Talaromyces amestolkiae is the source of this 918-nucleotide messenger RNA. RefSeq lists its product as uncharacterized. The record is from RefSeq and is a predicted model, not a curated record. Bases 1 to 918 code for a protein of 305 amino acids. Gene Ontology annotation, molecular function: shikimate 3-dehydrogenase (NADP+) activity. NCBI's taxonomy places the organism in Eukaryota, Fungi, Ascomycota, Eurotiomycetes, Eurotiales, Trichocomaceae. The transcript has a single exon. Gene Ontology annotation, biological process: chorismate biosynthetic process; shikimate metabolic process.